Molecule: messenger RNA, 1985 nt
Organism: Pygocentrus nattereri (red-bellied piranha)
Lineage: Eukaryota; Metazoa; Chordata; Actinopteri; Characiformes; Serrasalmidae
Gene: sapcd1
Product: suppressor APC domain containing 1
Exons: 4
Coding region: 131-613 (160 amino acids)
Source: RefSeq, a predicted model, not a curated record
AACACACGCUCUGAGCUGCUCUUCCUGUCAUACAGCUCUUUCUGUCUCUCUUGUUGCUUCUUCUAGUCGCUGUGCUUUCUCGGGCUGACUGUGUGCAUAAGUGCAUGUAAGCGUGUAAGUGAGUGUCCUUAUGGCAUGUGAUGGCUCCUACACUGUGGUUAUUGUUCCUUUGCAGAACAGUCUGUACAGCCUGGACGCGCUGCGAUUCUUCCACUGGCUAAAGCAACUGAAGGCUCUGGAGCGAGAGAAGGACAGUCUGUGGAUGGGCCUGCAGGUUCUGGAACAGACCCGACUCUGGUAUCAGCACCAACUGGAGAACAUCUCAGAGAGGCAUGCCAGGCCUGGAACAAGAGAUCAGGAGGAGGAGGAGGGCUGGUCAUGUGCUCUUCGUUGUCGGGUGCAGCGUGUGAAUGGCAGUCUGGGCAGUUUGCUGAGUGAUACGUGUGGGUGGAGCAGUUUGGCUCCUGAUGAAAGAGGUGGCUCGGACUGGGGGCUCCGCUGGAACAACGCCACGCUCACACAGGAGGUGAGUGAGAGGAAUCAGCAGAUUUCACUGUUGGAGCUUCAGAAAGAGAGCCUUAUUGAACAGCACUAUGGCAUGCACUAUGUGUGACUAAACCUUCCCAACACACAACACACACACACACACACACACACACUCACACACACACACACACACACACACACACACACACACACACUCACACACACACACACACACACACACACACACACACACACACACACACACACACACACACAUUUAGCUAUGACCUUUACUAAGUUGUAUUCAGUUAGGUUGAACCUGAAUGUGCACAUGUACACAUCCAGGUAUUUGGUGUCUUAUGGCCAAAAAUCUGCAAACAGUCAUACGUUAACUAUUGUAAAUAUUUUUUUAAAAGCUGUACAUAAGAAGCAUUCCAUAUACAAUAAUAUAAUUUUAUUUUCUUGUUUGGUUCCAUAGUAUCACUUUAGCACUAAUGUGAGACUUUAAGGAAAAUGUCCUUGGCUUACUGCAUAAAUCACUGAUACUACUGAAGUUGUGACAAUAGAAAAGUACACAGAAAGAGCACAUGCAACUCCAAAACAACAGCACACACUUCUCCCAGAACAUCUGGCCUGAAAGUGUUUGGUUCACCACUAGAGGGCAGUACAGGACAACAUGAAGAAGCCAACAGUUAUCCAGUUAUAUUUUUUGCUGUCAAAUAUAUCCACUAGCACUGCUGCAGAACAGAAAAGCAAGCCAACUGUAUAAUUGUCAUUUUUUAGCAUUUACAGUGGACCUGCCAUUAACAGCCAUACGCUAUAUAAUCUGUGUAAAAAUGAUGUCGAUUUUGCAUUUAACACAAGCCGGUUUCAAAAGCACAAAGAUUUUCCCAUUUAAAAGGUGCACUUUUUGUUAGAAAUGGACAUUUGCUUACUUGAGUUUCCAUACAGAAAAGAAUUAUAUACAAAGUGUAUUUAUCAAAUGCAUUAUUGCAGUGUAUUUUAGUUUUCUGUACUUUGUUUGAUGUACAACACUGUUCAAAAGCUUACAAUGGUGGUCCAAAGUCUGGAUUCAGUGCUUUUGAUAAUAUUAUACAAAUAACUUCACAAUUUUCUAAUUAUCUGUAGGAUUCCAGGAAGCUAUAAAAACAAAUCAGAAAUGCUAGAACCACAGCAGGUUCUAAAAUGACUGAGACCAAGUUAUUAUACAAUUUAUAUCUACAGUUCAUCAUAUUUCAAAUGUGGAGAUCAAAUUGCAAUAGACCAUAACAGAUUGGAUUAUUUUAUUACUUUUUUGUUCACAGAAUUCUUGAAAUAUUGAAGAAACCAUAAAUACAUUUGGGUGUAUAAAAUAUCAUUUAAAUCCAUGUAUAAGUUAUUAUUGUAUAUGAAAUAACAAAACAGGUUAAUAUAGCAAGUUGUUCCAAAUAUUGAACAAUAUUGUAUUUCUGUUACAUUAACAAGAUGCAUUUCAAAUAAACACCAAAUGUACCCAGUCA